AUGCUUUGGAAACCUUCUGCUGAUUCAAUGGAGAAGAGUGUCAUGUUUGCCUUUUCAUUGUUUGCCAGAGAGGAAUUGAAUAAGCAAGGCAAUUGUUCAUAUGAAUUUACUAAAAUGGAGAUGCAAGAUGAUCCAGUUAAAUAUCAUCAAAAGUUCUUUGAGUGGACUGUUAAGGAUGAUCGUUUCUGGGGUUUAUUGUGGCAAUUCUUAAAGAUUAAAUCCUUUAAAAACUAUUCUCAAGUAAUUUCAAGACCAAAGAAGAUUUCUGAUGAGGAAAGAAAAAAGCAAACUGAAGAGGAAAUGCUUGCAAGUUUGACUACAACUCAUCCUCAUAUGGGAAGUCGUUUCUUUGUGGGAGCUAAGGUCAAUUAUGCUCAAAAUUUACUUCACAAAUGCUUGGAUCCUCAAUAUGUGAAUAGAGUUGCACUCUUGGCCAUUGGUGAGAAUGGUAUUAAGGGUGUUACGGUUCCGAGAGUGGAAAUGACCUAUGGAGAAUUGUGGAAUCGGGUGGCCAAGAUGGCUCACUACUUGAGAAAUGAGCUGGGGGUUAAAAAGAUGGAUCGUGUUGUAUCAAUCAUGUCAAAUUGCUCUGAAUCCAUUGUUGCCUUAUUGGCUGUGACUAGUAUUGGAGCUGUCUGGAGUAGUGUAAGUCCAGAUUUGGGAAAGAAGAUUGUUUUUGCAAGAUUUCAACAUAUUGAACCAGUUGUCCUCUUUACAACUGAAUAUUACACAUUCAAUGGCAAGUUAUUCUCCACCAAUGAAACUUGUAAAUACCUCAUGCACCAUGUUCCAACUCUUCGUGCUGUUAUCAAGGUCAAAACUCUCGAAUACGAUGAAAAGUUCUUCCCUCAAUUCUCUAGAAAUACCUGUCUUAAGGAAAUCAUGUCCAAUGAAGAUUGUGUGAAUAAGCUCACUCAACAUUCUCGUAUCAAAUAUGUCGAUUAUCAUAGUGAUGUUGUGAAUGGUGGAUUUUUGAGAAAUUUAUCACCAACUCUCUGUAAUGAAAAGGAUAUUCAAUUUGAACCUGUGGAUGUGGAUCAUCCAGUUUGGAUCAUGUACACAAGUGGAAGUACAGGAGCUCCAAAAUGUAUUUGUCAAGGAUUUGGUGUAUUGAUUAAUCAUAUUAAGGAAACUCAUUUGCAUUGCGAUGUUAAGGAUUCUGAUACUUCAUUUGUAUAUACUAAUUGUGGAUGGAUGAUGUGGAAUUGGUGUGUCUCAAUGUUAUAUACUGGUUGUAAGAAUGUGCUAUAUGAUGGAAGUCCUCUCUUCCCUAAUGCUUUGGCCAUGUGGAAAUUAAUUGAAACUGAAAAGAUUACCUUCUUUGGAACUAGUUCAAGAUAUUUAUCUUUCAUGGUUACUAACAAGAUUGAUUUGGUUCACAAGACAAAAUUGGAUAUUUCUCAUCUUCGUUUAAUUACAACCACUGGUUCACCAUUGGCUCCAUCCACUGCAGUCUACCUCUACAAGUACAUGAUUCCACAUGUUCACUUGAGCUCUAUCAGUGGUGGUACCGAUUUGAAUGGUUGUUUUGCAUUGGGUUCUCCAUUCUUACCAGUCUAUCCAGGUGAAUUGCAAUGUGCAGGUCUAGGUCUCGAUGUUCAAGUUUGGAAUGAUGCUGGAGAACGUAUCUUUGGAGAUAAUGGUGAAUUGGUUUGUCUGAAUCCAUUCCCAUCCUAUCCACUCUUUUUCUGGGGAGAAAAGAAUCAGAAACGUUACUUUGAAAGUUACUUUACAACAUUUGAUGGAAUUUGGGCUCAAGGAGAUUUGAGUGAACAAACUCCUCGUUUUGGAUUCUAUGUGAAGGGAAGAAGUGAUAGUACCCUUAAUCCAGGAGGAGUCAGAAUUGGAACUGGUGAUUACUAUGAUGUCUUGCAACAUGUUAAGGAAGUGGUUGAUUCAAUUGUCGUAGGUCAAAGACAAAAGGAUGGUAACGAGCAAGUCGUUCUCUUUGUUCAAUUAGCUCCAAACUUGGAAUUGAACGAACAACUUGUUGAUAAGAUUCAUGACACUAUCAAGACUCAUUUAUCAUCUAGACAUCGUCCAUCUGUCAUUGCCCAAGUGAAUGGUGUUCCAGUAAAUGUGAAUGGCAAAAAGAUGGAAAAGUUUGUCAAGAAAUUGACCAAUCAAGAUCCAGUCCAACCAUCAGAAAUCAGCUCUCUCAAAAAUCCAGAAUGUGUCUCUGCAUUCUUACCAGUCAAUUGGAAGACUGGAUCAAGAGUUUCCAAAUUAUAA
This is a messenger RNA of Naegleria gruberi, 2232 nucleotides long. RefSeq lists its product as uncharacterized. The record is from RefSeq and is a predicted model, not a curated record. Gene Ontology annotation, cellular component: cytosol. The transcript has a single exon. NCBI's taxonomy places the organism in Eukaryota, Heterolobosea, Eutetramitea, Acrasida, Naegleriidae. Gene Ontology annotation, molecular function: acetoacetate-CoA ligase activity. The coding region runs from base 1 to 2232 and encodes 743 amino acids.